GUGUCCAAGGCGGCCGCGGAGCUGCUGAGCUACUGCGAGGCUCACGCGUGCGAGGACCCCCUGCUCACGCCCGUGCCCACCUCCGAGAAUCCUUUCCGCGAGAAGAAAUUCUUCUGCGCCCUCCUCUGAACGCCCCCCCCCCAAAAAUUUUGGGGACCCCCCCUCGCAUUUCGGGCCGCCCCCGUGAAAUUCAGGGCGGAUUUCACCCCAAAAAUGAGGUGGAAAUGAGGGGGGAGGGGGUUAAUUUGGGGGUCUUGGGGUCCCCCCCACAGCUGGGACCUCUCCCCUAAAUUGGGGACCCCCCCCCAAAAAGCCUUGGGGUGGUCCCAGCUCAGAAUUUGGGGGGUUUUGGGGGUCCCCCCACCCCAAAAAGGCUUCAAGGAUGGACUCAGGGAAGGUUCUGGAAUAGGGGGGAGGGGAGACCCCAAAAAUCACCCCCAAAUUCCCCCU
Messenger RNA from Pyrgilauda ruficollis (rufous-necked snowfinch), 450 nucleotides. RefSeq names its product guanine nucleotide-binding protein G(I)/G(S)/G(O) subunit gamma-3. Gene Ontology annotation, biological process: G protein-coupled receptor signaling pathway. The transcript has a single exon. Gene Ontology annotation, molecular function: G-protein beta-subunit binding. The annotation marks the transcript as partial. Gene Ontology annotation, cellular component: heterotrimeric G-protein complex. NCBI's taxonomy places the organism in Eukaryota, Metazoa, Chordata, Aves, Passeriformes, Passeridae. The record is from RefSeq and is a predicted model, not a curated record.